AUUGGACAGUGUGUGUCCGCCAUGACUCAGGAAGCCUGCCUCAUUGGUCCGCGCAGUCGGGACUCCGGCGGCUUUUCUCUGUAGCUCUCAGGGCGCCGAUCACUCCUCUUCCUCUAAGUGAGCGCUCCCUUCCUUCUGGUGCCCCGGAGCUGCUAGCCUAAAGGGAUCCAGACCGAGCUAGGCCGGGCACCAUGACUACGCUGGAUGAUAAGUUGCUGGGGGAGAAACUGCAGUACUACUACAGCAGCAGUGAGGACGAGGACAGUGACCACGAGGACAAAGACCGAGGCAGGGGUGCUCUAGCUAGCAGUUCCAUGCCUGCAGAGGCUGAGCUGGCAGGCGAAGGCAUCUCAGUUAACACAGGUCCAAAAGGUGUGAUCAAUGACUGGCGCCGCUUCAAGCAGUUGGAGACAGAGCAGAGGGAGGAGCAGUGCCGGGAGAUGGAAAGGCUGAUCAAGAAACUGUCAAUGACCUGCAGGUCCCAUCUGGAUGAAGAGGAGGAGCAACAGAAACAGAAGGACCUCCAGGAGAAGAUCAGCGGGAAGAUGACUCUGAAGGAGUUUGCCAUGAUGAAUGAGGACCAAGAUGACGAAGAGUUUCUGCAGCAAUACCGGAAGCAGAGAAUGGAAGAGAUGCGGCAGCAGCUUCACAGGGGGCCCCAAUUCAAGCAGGUUUUUGAGAUCCCCAGUGGAGAAGGGUUUUUAGACAUGAUUGAUAAAGAACAGAAAAGCACCCUCAUCAUGGUCCAUAUUUAUGAGGACGGCAUUCCAGGGACCGAAGCCAUGAAUGGUUGCAUGAUCUGCCUUGCUGCGGAGUACCCGGCUGUCAAAUUCUGCCGGGUGAAGAGCUCAGUUAUUGGGGCCAGCAGUCGGUUCACCAGGAAUGCCCUUCCUGCCCUGCUGAUCUAUAAGGGGGGUGAAUUGAUUGGCAAUUUUGUUCGUGUCACUGAUCAGCUGGGGGAGGAUUUCUUCGCUGUGGACCUUGAAGCUUUUCUCCAGGAAUUUGGAUUACUCCCAGAAAAAGAAGUCUUGGUGCUGACAUCUGUGCGUAACUCUGCCACCUGUCACAGUGAAGAUAGCGAUCUGGAAAUAGAUUGAACUGAUAGUCUAGUUGCGUAGAUUUUUCAGGUUGGGCUAGAAGGCACAUGUCCUUGUUUAUUCUUGUUCUUUUCUUUGUCUUCUGUCUUUUUAGCUGUCCUUUGUAGUCCCUUUUAUUAUGUGUAAAAUCAAGAAAUUCUUAGAUUAAAUCAGAAUGCUGAAUUACCUUGUGGCUAGCAAUAAAGUGACAUAAAAUUGUAUAAACAGGAAGCCAGGCUUUUGAACUGUUUACUUAAGAUUUUCUGGCGUGACAUCUCUGUUACUGUUUCCAGUCAAUAUUUACACAGCAUUCUAAAGACAGUGUCCUGGAAAUUGUCUUCAGAUGCUCUCAGGUCUCUGCCAAGUCUAAGAGUGUAAGUCUCUAGUUAGUGUGUUAUUUGCAAUGUAAAUAGUGCUUUUCCUUAAUCAAAUGAUUGUAAAUUAUAUUCACUUGUAAUCAGAUCCAUAGUCCUAGAAGGCAGUUAAAUUCUUUUCCCUAGACCCUCUUCUCCAUCAGGGUCUUGUUUAAAGGUUUCAGAUGAUGCGUGUUUCCCCCGUCGGGUGGGGUGGCCUCUGCUGCUGCACUGCCUGUCCUGCUCCAGCGUUACCAAGUCUGGAACAGGAGGAAGGGGAGAUGCUGACGGCCCUAGCGGAUGCUGAAGGACAAGUGUUUUUAUGCACUUAAACGUUAGAGCUGGGGUGGAGCUGGAAAGCUUGUAAAGGAGAUCAUCUUUCAAUAAGAUGUCCCUACUUGUCUUUUUCUCUCUCUCUCUUUUAUUUAACAAGGUAACUUUUUGUUGAAUCUAAAUUUUUAAAAAACUUUUUUUUUUUUUUGUGUAUUGGAAAAGUAAUUCAUAUUCAGUAGAGGAAAAUUGGCCAAAAUAUCGAAGCAAAAAUAAGAAAAAAUAAUCUCUAAUCUACCACCUAGAUGAGUAAAACACUAUUAAUAUUUUGGUAUAUGUCUUGCCAAGGUGUUUUCUAUGUAUACAUAGACAUUUUGUUUAUUUUUAAAUAAAACAAUGGGAUCAUUCUGAACAUACUGUUUUAUAGUAUGGUCAGCUAAUAACAUAUCAGACUUUUUUCAUGUUAUUAAAUAUUCUACAACAUUUUUUUAGUGGAUAUUAAUAUGCCAUUGUAUAGAUGUGCUAUAAUUUUUUUGGUGGCUGUCUCUUAAAAAGAAAGAGCAAACACUUUUUAUUACAAAAUGAACCGAUGUUCAUUGUAGAAAAUGUAAUAAAAAUUGUUAAGCUAAAAAGAGAUUUAAAAAGCCAUAUAAUUUCACCAACCAAAAUUAAUCCCUGUUAUAUUUACAGGCAUCUUUCUAGUCUUUUUUUCUGUGUAUUUGUAAUGAUUGGCAUUUGAGUUUUUCUCAUUUUGCUUUUUACUUUAAAAAUGUAUAUUCUAGGGUCAGGGAAAAUGUAAUCUGGAAUUAAGUAUUAGCUUCAAAACUCACAGUUUUGAUUUUCCUCGCUAUUCAGGAUUUGACUAACUAUAGAGAAGAAUUUUGAAAGUAUCGGUUGUAUUUAGUCAACAAAACAAAAGUGCAUGGUUGUUUUUGACUAAGAAAGCUCAUUGUAGAAAGUGUGGAAAGUACAGAAAAUUAUUAGAAACAGAACUGCUGUCAACGCUCUCAUUUAUUUUCUUCUAGUCUUUUUUAAUAUUUUUAAUACAUUGGGUGCUUAUUGAA
Molecule: messenger RNA, 2763 nt
Organism: Lemur catta (Ring-tailed lemur)
Lineage: Eukaryota; Metazoa; Chordata; Mammalia; Primates; Lemuridae
Gene: PDCL
Product: phosducin like
Exons: 4
Coding region: 192-1097 (301 amino acids)
Biological process (GO): regulation of G protein-coupled receptor signaling pathway
Source: RefSeq, a predicted model, not a curated record